This is a messenger RNA of Leopardus geoffroyi (Geoffroy's cat), 1096 nucleotides long. RefSeq names its product spermatogenesis associated 4 (gene SPATA4). Gene Ontology annotation, molecular function: microtubule binding. Gene Ontology annotation, biological process: negative regulation of execution phase of apoptosis; regulation of cytoskeleton organization. The transcript is spliced from 8 exons. The coding region runs from base 38 to 955 and encodes 305 amino acids. The record is from RefSeq and is a predicted model, not a curated record. NCBI's taxonomy places the organism in Eukaryota, Metazoa, Chordata, Mammalia, Carnivora, Felidae. Gene Ontology annotation, cellular component: axoneme.
CCGCCGCGGAUGCUGCCAUAGAAACCCAGAAAGCGACAUGGCUGCCGCCGGCCUGGGAGGAAGGCUUUUGACACUGCCGGCGGCAGCCCUACCCAAGUCACCGUCACUUUCGCUACAGGCAGCAGCUCCCAUCCGAGGGAAGCCUAAGAAAUAUCUGGUCUAUCCGCAUCCACCGAAGAGCUCCCGCCUGUCCCCGUCGGUUCUGCGCUGGCUCCAGGGCCUGGAUCUCACCUUCUUUCCUAGGAACGUCAACAGGGAUUUUUCAAAUGGCUUCCUGAUUGCAGAAAUAUUCACUAUAUAUUACCCCAGGGACCUUAAAUUUUCAUCCUUUGAAAAUGGAACUUCUUUGAAAGUCAAGUUGGAUAACUGGGCACAGUUGGAGAAGUUCCUGGCAAGAAAAAGACUUAAAUUACCUAAAGAGCUAAUCCAUGGAACAAUUCAUUGCAAAGCUGGAGUACCUGAAAUACUAAUACAAGAGGUUUAUACUUUGCUAACGCAUCGAGAAAUUAAAAGUAUCCAGGAUGACCUCGUGAAUUUCACAGACUACAGUUACCAGAUGCGUCUGCCCCUGGUUCCUAGCUCCACAGCUUCCAAGUCGAUUAAAGAUAACAUUAGGUCAUCAGAGAUAAAAAGCAAUCCCAACACGCUCAGCAAUGAACUUAAAGUAGAAUUCCUCUUCCUUUUACAAAUGUUGCAAAGAAAAUUAAGGAGAAAAUUGAAUCCCCAAUGGUUUGAGGUCAAACCAACAGUGGGAGAACUUACUCUUGACCACCUUCCGACCCAUGGCUCUCGGUGCAAAUAUAAUUCCAUGAUUUCAAGGGACAGAGGUGCUCCUGUUUUACUUUCACCUUCAGAUUCUGGGAACACAUCCUCGCCUUCAACCUGCCUCAACCUUCUUCCAACACUGACGCCUGCAGGGAGAGCUCCAGCAGAAACAUUUCAGGGUCCCAAAUGAGUUUUUAGAAAAAUAAUGCUCUCAUUUCGGAUCACAACUCCAAGGAAAUACAGGUACUGUUGGCAAUCCACCUAGAAGAAUUCAUGUCAAACAAGCUGGAAGAUAUUCUUUUGAAUCUGCUAUGAACCCUAUCACAAACAC